Diachasmimorpha longicaudata is the source of this 6257-nucleotide messenger RNA. RefSeq names its product vitellogenin receptor-like. Gene Ontology annotation, cellular component: signaling receptor complex; apical plasma membrane; plasma membrane. The transcript is spliced from 5 exons. Gene Ontology annotation, molecular function: protein binding; hormone binding; calcium ion binding. NCBI's taxonomy places the organism in Eukaryota, Metazoa, Arthropoda, Insecta, Hymenoptera, Braconidae. Gene Ontology annotation, biological process: receptor-mediated endocytosis. The coding region runs from base 130 to 5286 and encodes 1718 amino acids. The record is from RefSeq and is a predicted model, not a curated record.
GUUGAUGUUUACGAGAAUUCCCUUCAGUCGUCGUUCUCUCUUGUUACUCGACGGAUAUACAACGAAAAGUAGUAAGAACAGAGUAUUUAGUUCCUGCAAACCCUUUGUGUCUGCCGUGUAUUAUCGGCGAUGGCAAGAAUCAACUUGAUAUUUACCUGUGUCCUGUGUUUAUGUUAUCAAGCGAUAUCCUCGGAGUAUUGCAAGCCUCCGGACUGGUUUCAAUGUAAGAACACCAGGUGCGUUUCCUCCUCUUUUCGUUGCGACGGUGACAACAAUUGCGGAGAUUUCUCCGACGAGCGAGACUGCUUGGACACCCCCGAUUCACCGCCAACCCCAGAGCCGAAGCAAUGCAGCCCCGAUGAAUUCAGAUGCAACAACGGCAACUGCAUUCCGCUGACAAAAUUCUGCAACAACAUCAACGACUGUUACGAUAACAGCGACGAGCACGAGGACUGCACCGCAAACAAGACCUGCAUCGCAAAUGAAUUUCGCUGCUUCGACGGCCACUGCGUCCAGGAGCGAUGGGUGUGCGAUGGCCAAGUGGAUUGUCCGGACCAUUCCGACGAGUACAACUGCACCCGCCAUCCCCCAGAGAACUGCACCCUAGCCAACGGCUUCUACAAAUGCAACAACAACCGCUGCAUCCCCCUGAACUCCACCUGCAGCAGCUUCAACGAGUGCGGCGACAACUCCGACGAGAACAGCACCCUCUGCAACACCGCCCUGGAGGCAUGCAAGAAGGCCAACUGCAGUCACAGCUGUCAGCCAACUCCCAGAGGUCCAGCAUGCACCUGCCCGCCAGGAUAUCGUAUGAUUAACGCGACCUGCGAGGACAUAAACGAGUGCCUGGAGAAUCCUCAGCUCUGCGAUCAGCACUGCAUCAACGAACCCGGAACGUAUUCCUGUCUCUGCGACAUAGCCUACGAUCUUCAAGACGAUCACCGCACCUGCAAGGUCGCGAAAGAUCGAGGAGAUGCUCUCCUGGUAUUCUCCUCAAAGACAGAAAUCCGCGGUUUCUACCUUUCGGACAAUGAAGUCUACUUUCCCAUUGCCACUAACCUGAGGCACGUGGUGGCUGUCUCCCUGGAUGCAACGUAUAUCUACUGGUCGGACAUAAAAACGGGAGACGAGGCGAUCUUCCGGGCUUUCGAGGACGGCCAGAAAGCCGAGGUAAUUGUCAGCGCCGGUCUAGGAGUUCCCGAGGAAAUAGCUGUCGACUGGAUAACUGGGAAUAUCUACUUCACCGAUAGCCUGUACAAACGUAUCGGAGUCUGCACCAACUCAGGAUCCCACUGCGCUGUCAUCAUAACGGAGGACACUGACAAGCCCCGAGGACUUGCUCUGCACCCAGCGACUGGAGAAUUGUACUGGAGUGACUGGGGAGACCGGCCCCACAUCUCCAGGGCCGAGAUGAAUGGGAAAGCAAUGGUGCCGAUGGUGACUGAAGGCCUUGGCUGGCCCAACGGCCUCACCAUCGACUAUCCCAACGCAAGGCUCUACUGGGUUGAUGCCAAAAUGAGGAUCAUUGAGUCGGUUAAUCUUGAUGGUACUGACAGGAGAGCUGUCCUCCGCACUGUCGCCACUCAUCCAUUUUCCAUAGUUGUCUUUGAAGACAGAUUAUUUUGGAGCGACUGGAAGACCAAGAGCAUUCAUCACUGCAACAAGUUCACUGGCAAGGGAGAGAAAACUCUGCUGGAGAAAGUGGACGAGAUUUAUGGAAUUCAUAUCUAUCAUUCUGUUCUCAAACCUGAUCAUCACAAUCCCUGCAAUUUACACGAGUGCGAGGGAGUUUGCUUGUUGGCUGCUAAUCACACGCACACGUGUGCCUGCAGUCCUGAUAGGACACUUGGAAAUGAUGGGAAGAGCUGUCAGCGACUGAAAGAUGCUAAACAUCAGCAUUUGGUCAUCGCCACUGGCAGAUUCUUCCUCGAUUAUUAUCAUCAGAUUCUGGGAAAGCCUGAGGUAAAGGGACAUUACACGUUCCAGGACAUUAGCAGUGCCACUUAUGAUCCUAUUCGGGAGUCCAUCAUCGUCGUGGAUCAGAAGUCGCAGACCGUCAACAGGUUCAAACCCUCUUCGGAGGAAUACUCGAGACUCUUUGAAGUUACUCAUCAAGUCAUCGGAGGAAUGGCGUUCGAUCACCUAGGGAAUAAUCUGUACUGGUCUGAUGUGGAGCGCAAGAUCAUCGUCAUCAGGAGCUUGACAACUUCCAAUGAGACACUCCUUCGUUUCACCGAACAGCCAUCAAGUAUUUUGCUCAUACCAGAGAUUGGCACGAUGUACGUGACCUUCUGCUCAACCUCGACGUGUCAUGUUGACCGAAUGUCGAUGACCGGUAAUGGAAGAACUCAGAUUGUGGACUAUCUCCAAGGCCCCCGAGUCUCCAUGACCUUCGAUCACGAGACGAGGCGAGUCUUCUGGGCCGAUCAGGGGACUGGCGUCAUCGAGAGCAUCUCCUUAGACGGAUACAACAGAAGGGCCUUGCACUCCGCUCUGGCUGAACCCGUCAGUGUGGCUAUCCUCGAUGACGAGGUCUUCUGGACGGUGAAGAAUAGCACACGUCUCUUCUGGUCGAGCAAAUCCAAGGCCCUCAGCAGGAAUAAAGGGCUGACGCUGGGCCUUCCGAUCGCUGUGGGCAUGAUGCACCUCGUCACCAUGAAUAUUCCUCAGGCAUCGAAAAACCCUCACAAAUGUCAGGAGAAAAAUGGUGGCUGCUCGCACGUGUGCCUGGUCGAGACUCCAGAGACAGCCGUGUGCAGGUGUCCAACGGGGAUGAUCUUGACCAACGACAAGAAGACCUGCGUGGCGGAGACCAUAUGCUCUUCAGGAGAAUUCAAAUGUACCGACAACAGCUGCAUUGAUAACACCAGUUUGUGUGAUGGAAUUGAUGACUGUCACGACGGAGGUGAUGAGAAAAACUGCACGUCCUCGAAGCCCUGUAAUCCUGAUGAAUUUCAGUGCAGAGACUCAUCAGGAUGCAUCUCCCCGUAUAAGAUCUGCGAUGGAAUCGCUCAGUGCUUCGACUCCUCCGACGAAGCGAAUUGUGCAGACAGCACCUGCGAUCACCUUCAUUUCCGGUGUUCCUCAGGUCGAUGUAUCCCUGUCACAUGGGAGUGCGACGGCGAAAAGGACUGUGUCAAUGGAGACGACGAGAGCGACAAGUGCACCAGGAAGACAUGCCCCAAAUCGAUGUUCACGUGCGAAAAUCAGAAGUGCAUCGAUGCUGAACUCAUCUGCAACGCUGUCGAUGACUGUGAGGACUCCAGCGAUGAGUUGCACUGCAAUAAGGAGAUCGCAAGGUCGUCGGUGCACUGUGCGAUCAAUGAAUACACGUGUGCAGGGAGUGGACAGUGCAUUCCCAUGGACAAGAGGUGCGACGGAGAGAUGGACUGCCCUAAGAACGACGACGAGCAUCACUGCAGCCACUGCAUGAGGGAUGAGUUCGCUUGCGGGAAUUUGAACUGCAUUCCGAAGAUGUGGAUGUGCGAUGAUCAGGACGACUGCGGUGAUAACUCAGAUGAGAAGGGUUGCGAUGUUCAUAAACAGUGGCACCUCGACACCAAGCAAUACGAUGGCCCUUGUCCUGAGUUCAGGUGCAACGACACCGGAAGGUGUCUCAAGUGGGAGUACGUCUGCGACGGUUUGAAUGACUGCUUCGAUGGCUCUGACGAGGGGGAUGGCUGCUCCACUAGUUGCUCAGGGAACAAUGUCUGCGAGCAGGUAUGUCAGAGGACACCAAGGGGACCGGCCUGCUGGUGCAGGAAGGGCUUCACAGUUGGAAAAAAUGGCAAGAGCUGUGAUGAUGUUGAUGAAUGCAGGAGCAACGUCUGCUCUCAGGUGUGCACCAACACAGUCGGGUCAUACGAGUGCGCUUGUUUCUCCGGGUAUGUCCUGCGGGCAGACAGAACCACCUGCAAGGUCAUCAAUGGAUCCAUGGAGUUCAUAACAGCUACGAGAGACGACAUCAGGCGUAUCCCUGCGUCCUUAGAAGUUAUCGAAGUUAUUCAUAGACAGCCACAGGUUGAUGUCACUGGCCUCGAUGUUAACGUUCACAAGUCCUCAUUGUACUGGAGUUCAGAACUUCUAGGAACUAUUCACGAGUUCAAUCUUGGGACGAGGGAGCACAGGAGAAUCAGCAACAUUGGAAGACCGAGGGUUUUGGCUGUUGACUGGAUCACUGAUAAUGUCUACUACUUUGAUACUGAGAAGCCCAAGGCCAUUAAAGUCUGCAAUAUCAAUGAGACCAAGUGUGCUGUCAUCGUCAAGCUGGAAGAUCCUGGAGACAUCCUGUCGAUGGCCAUUGAUCCGAAGAAUGGAUUCGUAUUUUGGGCGCAGAUGAAGUUUGCGGAUUUAGAUAGAGCGACCAGCGAAAUUUGGAGGGCUGAUCUCGAUGGUGAGAACUCCAUGAGCAUUGCUGGGGAUGGGCUGGGGAUCGUCUCGGGAAUCACCAUCGAUCAUGAGAGGGAAAUGAUCUACUGGGUUGAUGCGGUUCGGCAUGUUGUGCAGAGAGCGACACUCGAGGGGAAGGAGGUGGAGGUCUUCAUGCAGGAGGAGGUGCAUCAGCCAGUGGGGAUUAAUGUGUUUGAGGACGCUGUUUAUUGGCUGAUUGGGACCUCUGGUAUUAUGCAGAAGUGCUUGCUGACGGGAGAGAGGAAGUGUGUGCAGAUACCAUUGAAGAGUAACAAUGUCGAGGGACUUUUUGCUAUUCUUCAUGGCUCCAGACAGCCGAUGGGUAUCAACCAUUGCGAGGGUCACAGUUGUAAUUAUAUGUGUGUGCAUAGUCAGGGGAUUCCCCGGUGCAUUUGUCACGAUGGCGUGGAACAAGAUGUAGACAACGUAUGCCCAUAUUCCGACAUUUCGGAUAUCAGGUUUGAUUCUAAUUCACUUCUUCGCGAGAAACACCAGGGCUUUGAAAAGACUAAACGCCAAGCGGGACCACUCACAGGCAUCGUCAUUACCCUUAUUCUAGGGGUUGUUGUGCUAUCUGCCUAUUGGUAUUAUCAGAAACACAAGAUCGAAAUUCGUAAUAAAUACGAUUUGAGCAUUCACUUUCAAAAUCCAUCAUUCGAAAAUAGCCCAGGAAUAACCAGUGAUUACGUAUUGCCGAUAAUUCCCCCAGGCGAGCAUGAGUACGAAAAUCCAUUGAAUAUUCACGCGAAAUUACACCCAGUAUCGGCCGGAAAACACAACUCCAAGCAAUCCCUGGAACUGAUGAACUCCGAUCACUCCGAUGGUGAAGUUAUCAACGAUGAUCUUGGAUACAAAACACAUUUAAUCAAGCCAUAAAUUUGAUUAUUCGAGGUGUUUUAGGAGUUCAAUUGCCGGGGGGACUUUAGUUGUAAACUCGAAAUUGUGAUAAUGUGGGGCAUUACACCGGCGUAAUAAUGAACGAUUAAGUCAUUAGGUGAGUAUAAUGCGUACCACUAUUUUGGGUAAUUGAGAAGUUAUUGGAGGGUGUGGCUAAUAUUACUUUAUCAAGGUAUUAACUGUAAUUUUUGUUAUUAUUAUCAUAGUAUUACAUCAGGGGAAAACAGCAGAGAGAUAUUUUCCGUGAACAAUUUAUUAAUUCCAUAGGUUUUUAAUUUUGCUUUUUUGAGGAAUUUUAUUUUUUACAAAAAUACAUAUCGGGUCGUUGCGGAACUAAAAAAAAUCUGAUAUUUUUUAUCCCAAGUUAUCAUUACUAUUAUCUACUACUUCACAAGAAAUUUUCCACCGAAAACGUCGGUUGACGUUUUUCGCGAUUAUCAUUCAUGAAAAAAUUAGCAAUCAAUAAUUUUUUUUUAAUGAAUGAACAAAUCCGUCGCCAAUCAAUUUAGAAUCCACAGAUCGAACCAGAAAAAUUCUGCAACCAUUAUCAUAUGUGUUAAUCAUAAUUUUAUGUCCCCAUUAUCCUCUAGAUGUUGUUUUGUAAAUAUUUAAUUAUUUAUGCUAAAUAAGGCAGAAGUGAAUGUAACACCGAAUUUUCGGUUCACAGUCCACAGAUCGAAAUCGUUAAAAUUUUGACGGAACCGGUUUGUACUUUGCUUUCUAUUAUUUUUUAACUACUGUCAUAUCUCAUUUGUGUCCUCAAUGGAUUCGUCAACGGGGGAUUUACACGCCUUAAAAUUUAUGGCAUCGUCCUUCUGCGUCAUUCUGUGCAUAACUUAAAUUCAUCACGUACGCAUGUGAAUUGUAUUUGAAGAAAAUAUAUUUUUACUCCAAUGUUAUUUUUGUAUUGAAUUGUUGAGAAUAAAGAAUAUCGUUCCAGUUCUAUUGAA